CUCCCUCUCGUAGUCAUAGACGCGCAUACAUCCGUCUUCUCUUCUUUCUUCUCCCCUCACUCUGUCAGGGGUUUUCGCAGUACCAUGUACUGAUGUACCUCCCUUCCCUAUAGCUAGCUGCUUUGCUCGUGCAUCUCGAAGGUCGCAGUCCUGGUUGCCUAGCCUAGCCCGAAGCUGAGAACUUCCCGUGCAUUGCCAAACUGAUGGCGUCUCGGGGAGGAGGAGGAGCGCAUGCUAGCCGGCCGCCGCUGAGGGUGGGGCGCACCAAGGAGUACCGCAUGGGCAGGGACACGCAGCUACUCGCCGCCCAGGGCUCGCCGGUGAGCCUCUUCGUUCUCUGUGGCGACCGGUUCGAGGGUUCGCAGCUGUUCCGCUCUGGCGAACUGUCGGUGCACAUGAUCCGGGUCGAGGGCCACCCCGUGUCCAUGGCCUCUUGCACCGUCGGUGACCACCAGUGGAUGCUCGCCAGGGACGCACUCGUUGCGCGCGUUGACGCCCGCGUCUUCGUCUUCGAGCUGCCGGGGUUCUUCUACGCAGUCGUCGUGCCGCCGGACGACGCCGUCGGCUCCGGGGCCGCGGAGAGGAAAUGCGCCACACUGGCCGAGAUCUUCUCUCGGUUCUGCGCGUACCAGGAUCUCUCCAAUGCAGAAGGUGGAGAAGAAGCCGGCGACCAGCAGAGCCAGCACUGGAACCCAUGGGUUCGCGCACACGCUAGGAUACAGCGCCUCGGGAGGCCCACUACGAUGCCCGGCCGGGCAACCGCCGACGCGCCUGCCGCCAUCGGCAGCGCCAGGCAGAUGGAGCGCGCCGUGCGCACGUCGGCCGUUGUGAAGCUGCUCAACCGUUCCCUGCUCGCCGGCGCGCUCCAGCCCGCGCGGCACCUGACAAUCACCCUCGGUGCCGGUGUCGGCGCUGGCGCUGUUCGCGGCACAAGCGCACUCCCCACUGCCUUCGCCGCGGCGCUGCCGAGUAAGUCCGUCGUGUCCGACCUGCUCGACGCCAUCGAGACGAGCCGGACGAACGCGCCCCGCCGCGAGGCCCGCCGUGGCAACGGCCCGGGCUGGUGGAGCCUCAACGUCGAGGGCGUCAUGAUGCUGCUCAGAGUCGUUCAGGCGAUCCGGGGCAGGAGGCUGCCAGCGGCUCUGGGUGUGGGCACGAAGAGACCGCGCGAUGAUGGGAACGGAGGCGCCGGGCACGAUGGUCUCAAAGGUGGCAGCGGCGUUGGACCGGCGCUCGGCGGCAGCGGGGCACGUCGGUGGUGCGGCGGGAAGCAGAGGAAGCUGGGGAACACGGUGGGUGCAUGGGGAAGCUCUUGACAAGGUUUAGUUGGCCCCAAAGGGGACCGGAGAAUUAAGUGGUUAUUAAGGAGUUCUUUUAGGUUUUCUGGAGCCAGGCUUAAUUAGCUCGUUCAUCUGUACAUUUAGAUGCAUGAUAUAGUGCUAAGUGUGCUAAGACCUAAGAAUGAUCAUGCUUAAUUUAAUCAUUAUCUCUCUAGCUAACCUUCUAGCCUUU
Molecule: messenger RNA, 1512 nt
Organism: Triticum urartu
Lineage: Eukaryota; Viridiplantae; Streptophyta; Magnoliopsida; Poales; Poaceae
Cellular component (GO): plasma membrane
Source: RefSeq, a predicted model, not a curated record